UCUCCUAUGUCUUGAUUGGCCGUCUUGGCCCAAAUCCUCUUGAAUGAUUUCAAACCCAAGUGUUUGGACAAGAAGAAGAAGAAGAAGAAGAAGAAGGAGGAGGAAGAGGAGGGGGGCGCGCGCUGCUAAUUCCGCUGUGGCUCUGGUGGAAGGUUCAGUCCUCCAACUCAACCACCCCAGUAAAGAGGCUUAUCUGAGGGUGAAACACACCGACUGCCGGUAGAAAACACACAGUUGUAGGCUGUUCGGGGGCUCGUGUUUACGGGUCUGCGUUGUGGCGGAAAGUGGGCUCGUGUUUGAUUCGCGUUCCAGUGUUUUCCAUCAUUUCCACGGAGCGAUGAUCAGCGACGGCGGCGCACACUGCCACGGGACCCGGACUGUUGUGUUGACAGGACCCGGAGACUGGAACCAGGACCUGACCGGAGACCGACGGUAAUCAUGUGCUUUCGUUAUUAACGGAAUGUGAGUAUCGACUGUAACCGUGAUUCAUAAAGGAUUUAUGUUGAACAGAUUAGUCAGGGCAUCCAGUUCACGCGCGGGUUCCCACAGUUGUUUAUUAACAUCGGCCUGUUGAGAAAGAGCAUCACCAUACUGUCAGCUUUUGGACCAUGUAUACGCAUUUUAACACUAUUCCACAACUGAGGCUGGGGUAAAUGACUGUAGACAGUUAAUUUAAAGCUGCCGUUUCAACGAACUGAGAAAUAGUCAUGGCGAAAAAUCCAUCCGAGGGACCGAGGGAUGACCUGAGCCAGCUGACCGACGAGGAGCUGCUCCGGUUCAGCAAAGAGGAGCUGCUCCGGAGAUUAAGGAGGGUGGACGGCGAGAAAAUGAACCUGAUGAUCGAGCACGGCAACAUGAUGAAAGACAUUAACCGGCGGCUGCAGGUGCACCUGCACGAGAUCCGGAGUCUGAAGGAGAUCAACCAAAAGCUGCAGGAUGACAACCACGAGCUCCGAGAGCUCUGCUGCUUCCUGGAUGAUGACCGACAGAAAGGCAAGAAACUGUCCAGAGAGUGGCAGAGGUUUGGCCGAUACACAGCCAGCGCCAUGUGGAAGGAGGUGGGCACCUACAUGAUGAAGCUGAAGGAGCUGGAGGCCAACCAGGACACCGUCCUGAGGGAGAACUCUGAGCUGAAGGAGAUCAUCCUCAUGCUGGAUGAGGAGAGGAACGGAGCAGGGUCCAGGAGCUCCAUAGACAGUCAGUCCAGCCUGACCAACCUGAACGGAGGGACUGGGACGGUCAGGGAUGUUGGGGAUGGGAGUAGCACAUCCAGCACAGGAAGUGCCGGUAGUCCAGACCACCACAACCACAACCACAUACACAAGCCCCCCUCAGAGAACAGUAAGAUGGGGUCCACCAUGAGGAGGUCCAUGGAUGACCUGUCAGCGCCUCAUCAUCACAGAAGCAUCCCCAAUGGACUUAAUGAUUCCUCCUCCAACUACAUCAGGCAGCUGGAGACUAAAGUGCGGAUCCUGGAGGACGAUAACAACAAGCUCCUGUCGCAGGCUUAUAGCCGGUAUAGCUUAUCACAGAUACACACCAGAAAGCAAUGCAACCCAGGUGACCUUCGUGCCCUGAGGAAGGGAAUGACCCUGUACCACUCGGAGUCCCAGCUGUCUUCUCUGCCCCAACGCCAGGACGCCAUGCACAUGGGUACGGGCCGUCUCCCAACAAGCGAGUCCUCUCCCGCCACAGGCUACCUAUCCUGUGCCCAGAAGCCUGAGGCUGUAGUGCACGCUAUGAAGGUGCUGGAGGUUCAUGAGAACUUGGACAAGCAGGUUCCUGAGGACUAUGAGGAUGAUCUCAGUGAGAAAGAGAAGGCCAUUGUGAGAGAGAUGUGCAACGUGGUGUGGAGAAAGCUGGGUGAUGCAGCAGGAUCAAAGCUGUCCGUCAGACAGCACCUCUCUGGGAACCAGUUCAAAGGCCCGCUGUAGCAUGGCAACCGCUGAGAGACAGCGAGAGAGAGAGGGAGAGGGAGAGAGAGAGAGAGAUCAGGAUCUAGUACAGUGCACACCUGAAACCACCUCUUACUACCUGCGCCUACACCACCCAUCAUGCCACGCUCCUUACUGCCUACAACACCCAGCAUUCCUUCAGCAAACACUAUCCUAAGACUGGUUAAGAUAGUAAACAACAGAAGCUACAAAAAUGGACUUUUUUAGUCUGUUAUACACCGACGUACAACUUUCCGUGUACAACAUAUUUUUAUCUCAGAGCUUGUGAAGCGUUAACAACAGGCAGCUAGUUUCACCAGUUCACCACCUUUUUUCUUUAUUGAUUUGGAUGCUACACGAUGAUCUCUCUCUGUCAUCAAUCUGCUGGAUAGUCUAGGCUCCAAUAACCAGCAUAAACACACCCCACUCGCCGUCCUUUUAGAGCAUAGCCGUGCUACAUCGAGCUAGUGAUACGACAUGGUUUCAAGCACAGAACUGAUCAAACCGCAGGGGCAGAAACCUCUUCAUAUGUUGCUGGGAUGUGAGGCAUCAUUGUGGCAGAAUCUUCUGAUAUCUUGUUAUAAUAUCUCCUAUAGAGACCUUAGCUCCUGUCACAUGUAUCGCCCUCUAGUGCUCAACGAGUAUAACUUAGCAUUAGCAAUCUAAAGUGUUAAGUGAAACCCACUGUGACCUAGCACCUUUUGCUCAUAAGACAAGUCUAUGGAUAAUAAAGUCUAGAGAUCACUGUUAACUUGUGUAUAUUAUGUAUAAAACCAUAGCACUACUUCAUUGUUAUUGUUGAUUUUACUGAUCUGUUUUAUAUUCUAGCGUGGCCAUGUGAUCAACUCUUUAGUUUGGAAAAGCACACACAACCAGACCUUAAGCAGGGUUUGUUUUUGGUAAUAAACUUCUUCAAUACUUUUUUUUUUUAAAUUCUUUUACCAGAUGAAUUGCUAUUAUUCCGUCUUUCUGUAACCUCUGAAAAAGUAUCAAGGCCAUCUUGAAUCAAACCAUCUCAAUGAAUUAACUAAUAGAUGACUUUCUUACGUUAAAUUGUGAAAUUAACUAAAAUUGUAUGCUGUGUGCAUGCUUGACAAUCAUUUUCUCAGGUUGGGAGGGCUACAGCUUUACCUUUGCCCAUCUUGUGAGUGUGUGUGUGUGUGUGUGUGUGUGUGUGUGUGUGUAAGCAGACUGAAUGGUUCUCUUGCAGCUGUAGUAUCUGCCUGUGAAUCCUCUAUUGAACCCUGGUUGCAACACAGCUGAAAUCUGCUGAAGACAUUUGCUGAAUCCAUACAAAAUCUGGUCUAGCAUUUUCCACAUGACGUGAUUUAAAUAUUACGGCUAAAUACUAAAGCAUAUAAAUAAUUUCUAUUUUAUAUCCAAUUAAAUAAAGCUCAGUCCUUUUCCAUUGUCACAAAUUCAGCAGGUGUGUUUACGCAGCGCAUGUUUCUUAAAAGUUUUAUCUUUUUUUUUUUUUUUUUUUUUUUCUGUAGAAUGUGAGAUAAGUCUUCACCUAGAUGUCUCCUGAAAACAUUUAACAUGAGUAUUUCUUGAUGUCAGAAUGAACAAAAUACUGUUUGUCAAAGUAUUUAUUGCCAGGUGUCAGAUAGAGAUGGGAGCGCCAUCAGUUACUAAACAAUCAUAUGUUACUCAGAUUCACUCCGUCUUGUACAGUUAUCUGAUCGAUCUGUUUGGUGGCUGACAUCUCUGGCUCUCCCAUCUCUAAAUUUUAUUUGUUCCAAAUUAGAACAUUUCCGAGGAUGCCCACCAUGCACCUCUGCUCUCUCAAAUAACGAGUCAAAAUAAUAAAUCCAAGUAUGAUUUAUUAAAGUGUCCUUUUUUCUAGGAACUGAUUUGAAGCCAUGAUACAAUUUUGAAUACUUUAUAAAUGGCAUUUGAUUUGAGACGUGCCACUUUUUUUUUCUGCAUGGUGUUUUGAUUUGGAACCUAACUGUUUUUAUUAUCUAUAGGAUUUCUUUUUUUCUGCCUAUGUGCUAAAUUGCAGUACAGAAUCCUAGAAUCUACAGUGUAAAUGUCAAUUCCUGUAGUAACUAGCAUGACUGUAACUACUUUUCACUUAGGAGAUGAAUAUUGGCAGGUAAAAAGAAAAUAUUAAAUAGGCCACUUUUAGAAAAACAUUGGGAGAAAAUAAACAAAACUUGGUUAA
Messenger RNA from Sphaeramia orbicularis (orbiculate cardinalfish), 4101 nucleotides. RefSeq names its product coiled-coil domain containing 85C, b (gene ccdc85cb). Gene Ontology annotation, cellular component: apical junction complex. The coding region runs from base 708 to 1934 and encodes 408 amino acids. Lineage: Eukaryota; Metazoa; Chordata; Actinopteri; Kurtiformes; Apogonidae. The transcript is spliced from 7 exons. The record is from RefSeq and is a predicted model, not a curated record.